Tigriopus californicus is the source of this 1998-nucleotide messenger RNA. Its product is annotated as ammonium transporter Rh type B-B-like. Gene Ontology annotation, cellular component: plasma membrane. The record is from RefSeq and is a predicted model, not a curated record. Lineage: Eukaryota; Metazoa; Arthropoda; Copepoda; Harpacticoida; Harpacticidae. The coding region runs from base 260 to 1933 and encodes 557 amino acids. Gene Ontology annotation, molecular function: ammonium channel activity. The transcript has 7 exons. Gene Ontology annotation, biological process: ammonium homeostasis; ammonium transmembrane transport.
UAGUAGUACCCCUGUAGAAAAGGCGAUCCUAGUGAAUGUGGCUAGAAAAGGACUCUCAAAACGAUACCGGGAGUAUGUACUUGGAUGUGUGUAUGCCAUGUACUGUACAAACUGCUCCAGCGUUAUCGUACGGAUUGGUCAGUUGGAAGGGAGACUUGACCACGGUCAGAUCUUCAAUGCCUUCAAUCUUGGAAAGGCAUUCUGGGAAAGAAAUAGAAAAGAGCCCUAAUUGACCCCAGACGCCACUACCGGAAUCAUCAUGGCGCAUCAUUACUGGCGACGUGCGGGUCAUGUGCCCGUCAUGAUUGUACUCCAGAUCAUCUUUAUCAUUUUAUUUGCCAUUUUUGUAAUUUACAACCCCAAGAAUGCGCAAUAUGGCAAGCACACCAACGCCAAUGGACGAGAAAUUAUGAAAGACUAUCCACUGUUCCAGGAUGUCCAUGUGAUGAUCUUCGUGGGAUUUGGUUUCCUCAUGACGUUCUUGAAAAAGUAUGGCUUGAGUGCCGUGUCAUUGAACAUGAUGUGCGCCGUGAUCUCACUUCAAUGGGCCACUUUGGUCAUUGGAUUCUUUCAUAUGCACUAUGAUGCUGAUGUCUUGAUUGAAGAUGGUGAGGAGAUCCAAUUGGUGGAUGGCAUUAAUACCACGGUCACCAAGUAUAGGCAUGAGUACAUCGAAUACCCUCAUGGCUAUAUCUACUUGGAUCUAAAGGAAAGUAUGUUGUUCAGUGAUUUUGCCGCAGCAGCGGUUUUAAUCUCCUUUGGUGCCGUGAUUGGAACCACCUCCCCGCUGCAACUCAUCGUCAUGACCCUCAUCGAAAUCGUUUUAUUCGUCGUCAACGAGGUGAUUGGCCGUCAGUACUUGGGCGCCAUUGACGCUGGAGAUUCCAUCUUCGUUCACACCUUUGGGGCAUAUUUUGGUUUGGCUGUCUCCAGGAUGUUGUACUCCAAGCAUGCGGUCCAAAACAAUAAGCAGGGCUCGGCGUACACCUCCGAUCUAUUCUCUAUGGUGGGUACCAUCUUUUUGUGGAUGUUCUGGCCGAGCUUCAACGGAGCUGCUGCCCUCUAUGGCGAAGCCCAACAUCGAGCCAUCUUGAAUACGUACUUCUCGCUUUGUGCCUCAGUCACGUCGGCCUUUGCCUUCUCGGCCUUGCUUAAUGAGCACAACAAGUUCGUUAUGGAACACAUUCAAAACGCCACCUUGGCUGGUGGAGUGGCUAUUGGUGCUGUGGCCGAUUUGUUUAUCCAGCCCUAUGGAGCCUUGGUGGUUGGAUCUGUUGCUGGAUUUGUUUCCGUCCUUGGAUUUGAAUAUCUGACGCCUUUUCUGGAGCGUAAGUUCAAGAUCCAUGACACGUGUGGCGUACACAACUUGCACGGAAUGCCCGGAAUCAUUGGAACCCUUUUAAGUAUCUUGUUAGCUGGUAUUGCCACCACCGAUGUCUAUGGACGAGGAUUGACUGAAGUCUACCCAGCUUUGGCUGUUCAAGAGGAUCAUGGACAUGUUACCGUACCCAUUAACCAGACUAUGCAAGCUCUCAAUCAAUUGUGGGCGGGCCUAAUCACCAUAGCUUUCGCCAUAACUGGAGGCAUAGUCACAGGUUUCAUCUUGAACCUAAUCGGUCGUUGGCAAGCUAUGGAUGAUAUGAACCGUCCGGGAUCCACGGUCGUCAAAUUGGCCUUGAACGUAGGCAACGCCUUCACUCAACAAUUGGGAAUCCGCGAGGCCUUGCCUCGAGACGCUUACUUUGAUGACAACCUGUUCUUCGAGGUUCACAACGACGAAAAGACCAUGAUCGUGACUCAACAUGAUGGCCACAAGGCUGAAUACAAUCACACCCAUCAAGCCAAGCGAAUGCACUCGAUCGAUAUGAACAUGUAUUCCAACCCGGGUUCUCGUCGAGUGUCCUUGGCUCCAAGUACUAACUCCAGAGAUUAAAGUGGAAUGAAUUAUUGAAUGCGAUUUGGAAAAACAAAAAUAUGAACAUGAAGCAGGUGAAAUAA